AUGGAGUGGGGCCCGGAGCGAAGUUACGCGGAUAAUCAGUCAGUCAUUGAUUGGCCUCCGACGGAGAUAUCCACGCGCGCGUGCGCGGCGACACAAAAUCGGAACCGUCACGGCGCGCAGGUGUACAAAAUCGGAACCGUCAAGUACCGCAGCAUCGACGGCGACCUGGUCGGCGUCGUCGGCGACGCGUGGGCUCUCAAGACCGCCCCGCUCUCCACGACAUGGCACUCCACCCGCGGCGUCAACGACGACGGGGUCGGCGAGGUCGUGGCCGCGCUGCGCAAGGACGUCGACAGCCUCGCCACCAGCCCCAUCACCACCACCUCUUCCUACUUCUACGGCAAGGCGAUCGCCAGGGCGGCGAGGCUGGCGCUGAUCGCCGAGGAGGUCGGGUGCCCCGACGCCAUCCCGGCGGUGCACAAGUUCUUGAAGGCCAACAUCACGCCGUGGCUGGACGGCAGCUUCCAGGGGAACGGCUUCCUGUACGACUCCAAAUGGGGCGGCCUCGUCACCAAGCAGGGGCUGCAGGACUCCGGCGCCGACUUCGGCUUCGGCAUCUACAACGACCACCACUACCAUCUCGGCUACUUCCUCUACGCCAUCGCCGUGCUCGCCAAGAUCGACCCGUCCUGGGGGAGGAAGUACAUGUCCCAGGCCUACUCCAUGGUCGCCGACUUCAUGACGCUGUCGCGCAAGUGCGGCGCCAGCUACACCCGGCUGCGGACAUUCGACCUCUGGAAGCUGCAUUCCUGGGCCGGAGGCCUCACGGAGUUCGGCGACGGGCGCAACCAGGAGAGCACCAGCGAGGCCGUGAACGGCUACUACUCCGCCGCGCUCCUGGGACUGAGCUACGGGGACGCGCAUCUUGUGUCUGUUGGCGCCACGCUCACCGCGUUCGAGAUGCUGGCGGCGCAGACGUGGUGGCACGUCCGGGAGGGCGAAGGGAUCUACGAGGACGACUUCAGCGGCAACAACCGCGUCGUCGGCGUGCUCUGGGCCAACAAGAGGGACAGCGGGCUCUGGUUCGCGCCGCCCGAGUGGAAGGAGUGCAGGCUGGGCAUCCAGCUCCUGCCUCUCCUGCCCAUCAGUGAGGCCCUCUUCCCGGACACCGGGUUCGUCAAGGACCUGGUGACCUGGACCACGCCGGCGUUGGCCAGGGACGGCGUCGGAGAAGGGUGGAAGGGGUUUGUGUACGCCUUGGAGGGCAUCUACGACAAGGAGUCAGCAUUGGCCAAGACCCGGGCCCUGUCAUCCCAUGAUGACGGUAACACGCUGACGAACCUUCUGUGGUGGCUCCAUAGCCGCGGCGACAGCUCCGGCAGGUGCUGCUGGUAUCGCCAAUACGGCCACUGACGAGGCUGGGUAUUAUGAGUUAGCUGGUGACUGUUCGUGGAUUGCUCUUCAGGCAAGACGCCGUUGCAGCUGGAAAUGCCUGGGUUUCAGAUUGGGAGAGUUGUUGGUUCACUGAAACAAGAUACAGACUGGUUGCUCACUGUAAGUUAAACAUCGGUACAUCACGAAUUCAAGAUGUUAUAGUGCUCUUCUUAUUUGAAUAAAUUUAGUUGCUGCCACAUUUGUUCAUACGUGAGAGUUGCUGGUUCACUGUAAGAAGAUACAGAGUGGUUGUUCAUUGUGCUUUAAACAUGAGUUUUACACAAAUUCACGAUGUUAUAGUACUCUUCUGAUUUGAAUAAAUAUAGUUGCUGUCACAUUUUU
Molecule: messenger RNA, 1716 nt
Organism: Lolium perenne
Lineage: Eukaryota; Viridiplantae; Streptophyta; Magnoliopsida; Poales; Poaceae
Product: glucan endo-1,3-beta-D-glucosidase-like
Molecular function (GO): endo-1,3(4)-beta-glucanase activity
Source: RefSeq, a predicted model, not a curated record